AUAGGCGAGGGAUACCGCGAGCGUGAGAGCUGCGGCUCAGGCUUUGACCAUUCAGCUACUGGACGAAAUUGUGGCUGAGAGACUGGAGGCUCAGGAGGCCAGAGGAAGAUGUUGAACCCAUGGGGGCUGUUCCUCUGCCAGCUGGCAAUAAACACAUCUUACCAUGUCAUAAAAGCCAGCCUCUGCCUGGGUGGGUCAGACAUCUUUGCGACGGUGAGCGAGAACCGACCCGUAGGAGAGUUCAUUGCGAACCUCAGCAUCGUCGGGGACCCUACAGGAGUCAAUAGCAUCCGCUUGUGCCUCACCGGAGAGAACGCCAAUUGGUUCUACCUAGAAGGGAGAACCAUCAGGCUCAACUCAUCCAUUUUAAGAGUCCUGGAUCGAGAGCGCCAGGGAUCUGUUUUGAUGGCAGCAUUAACAUGUUAUGAAGACGACAUAAUACAAAGUGAAUACAGGGUCAUGGUUGAGAUCCUGAAUGAAAACGAUAACAAACCAAGGUUCCUUGAGAAGACUAUACAACCGCGUUACAUAAGUGAGCUCAUUGCAGUCAACUCUGUCGUCUUCACUGUCAAGGCCAUCGAUGCUGACGGAGACACCAUCACCUACAUCAUCGACAGAGCCUCGCCUGAUGCCAGCUACUUCAGGAUAGACCUGCCCAACAGUGGUAAAGUGAUCCUGGACAAGCCAUUGGACUAUGAGACCAAGACCAAGCUGCAGCUAGUCAUCUACGCUGUGGAAACCAACACCAAGGAGUGGUACAACACUUCCGCCUCACUGAUUGUGAACGUGGAGGACGGAGACGACCAUUACCCUCAGUUCCUACCGUGCACACCCAUCUCCCAGGACCACAACCACACGGUUGUCUGCACCAACCCCAUCUACGUGGUCAAUAUCACAGAAAAGGACCAGGACAUAUUACUGAAUUUCUCUCCUGGUCCAAUUCAUGCCGAAGACGGAGACAGAAGCCUCGAUACGCCUUUGCUCUACUCCAUUCUCUCAGGUGCUGACAAAAACAGGUUUCAGAUUGACAACCAAACAGCAGAGGUCACAAUGACAAAACGGGUGGAAAACAGACAUUUGACACCUAUAUUCCGACUGCGCAUCAUGGCAUCUCAGCUGAAUGACCCAAAGAAGUACAGUGUGGCGACAGCGCUGGUCCGGGUGCUAGCAGAGAACCGGUUCCCUCCCCUCUUUAACAGAACCACGUACAAGGGCUUCAUCAUCGAGAGCUCCAGCCCUGCCACGCUAGUCUCCACCUAUGGGAACGAGGUGCUUUUCAUCCAAGCCAUAGACCAGGACUUUGUAGAUGGGGUGAAUCCAAAAAUGCAUUAUUCUCUCCAGCCCACACGAGCCACCACUGGACUGUACCACAUCACAGAGGAAGGGGUUAUCAUCGCUAAGACUGACCGCCUACGAUCCUUCGACAGGCUCAUCCUAGAGGUGGUCGCUAUGGAUGAGGAAUCAGGUGAAAUUGCUAAAGCCUCAGUCGACAUAGAGCUGCUACAAAGAAGCCAGCCAAUCCCUUGGACACCUUUCAGAGACAUGGAUGUGAGGAUAGCUGGCGGUAUCAUGGGUGGGAUGCUGCUGCUGUUAGUGACAACCCUGUUCCUGCUGAUCCGAUGGGCCAAGAGGAGGAGGAGGAGACAGAGACAAAACCCGGCCGGACGAGGGGCUGUCGCCCUGGGGAAACACCUCAAAGUGGUGAACUCGGGCCGGCCCAUGAUUCCCUUGGUCGAGGAGGCCUCCUACCAGAACGAAGGGUUCAACAUAGACUACGAGGCCUCGGGAGGUUCCGGAAGCCUCUUUGGGAGACAUGGGGUCUACACCAGGAAACAGUCGCUGAUCCCGCCGCCGCCACGCUGCCACAGCAGCCAUCCAGACUGCGGCUCCGGUACCGUAACAGGCGACAUGCUGCCUAUUCUGGUGAUGCCAGAGCCCCUGGUUAAAGACCUCACUCCCACCCUCAUCUCCAACAGCAGGAAAGGUGACAACACCAUCAGCACAGGGGCUGUGACAAAAGACGAGAAGGAGAGGAAUAAGCAGAGGGAUAUGGAGAAAGAGGAGGAGAGGGAAUGGGAGAAGCAGUGGGAACGCGCUGUUGGCACAAAAGAGAAGAGAAAUACCGAGGGGGAAAGGACGGAUGAGUCGAGAGAUGUUUUGGGUGCUUCCAGUGAGACGACUGACGUAAGCGAGGCCUCUGAGGACCAAACAAACACAGAAAAGCCUCAGAGCCACAGGAUGAAAACACACCACAUCAGAGUACCCAAAGACGAGCACAAAAGCUCUUCUGAAGAGUAGUCUGAGGCAGAAGAAUCUAUAUUAGGCUAUGCACUCUGAUGUGUCUUUCAGACGAUUAUGACACAGCCUCGGAGGACGACCAGGUCCCGUUACUCCAGUAUCAGGACGUCGAGGGUGGAAAUGCAGCGCAAGGGCUCAGCGAAACAAACCAGCGAUCAAGCAAACAGAUGACCGAGUAACCCACAUAUGCACCAUUCAGACUCACACUCUGGGCUUCAGACUCACAUUGAAGAUACAAAAUAACUCUAACCAUUUAUUUAAAGAAAUAAAAACGGACAUUAUGGAGCCAAACAAACUCUAUACACAGACGAAAAUGUAUAUAAAUGUUUUUUAUCUCUCUCCAAUUCCAUAUAAUUAUGUUGGUGUCACACUCUGACCAUUAUUUGAGUUGUUUGUUUCGUCAGGGUGUGAUAUGAGUGGGCAUUCUAUGUUGCAUGUCUAGUUAGUCUGUUUCUAUGUGUUUUGGCCUGAUAUGGUUCUCAAUCAGUGGCAGGUGUUUGUCGUUGUCUCUGAUGCAUGUUUGCACACAGUAUUAAUAGCGGUCACGUUCGUCUUAUUAUUUUGUUAGUUUGUUUAUUAUUCGUCGUGUUCUUUUAUCUACAUUAAAAUAAUGUAUUCACACCA
Oncorhynchus masou masou (cherry salmon) is the source of this 2922-nucleotide messenger RNA. Its product is annotated as cadherin-related family member 5-like. Bases 109 to 2298 code for a protein of 729 amino acids. Gene Ontology annotation, biological process: calcium-dependent cell-cell adhesion; homophilic cell-cell adhesion; cell morphogenesis. The record is from RefSeq and is a predicted model, not a curated record. Gene Ontology annotation, molecular function: cadherin binding; calcium ion binding. Gene Ontology annotation, cellular component: adherens junction; membrane; catenin complex. Lineage: Eukaryota; Metazoa; Chordata; Actinopteri; Salmoniformes; Salmonidae. The transcript is spliced from 15 exons.